UUCGUUCUACUUCAAAACGCAACAAGUCAUGGAUCAAUUUCGACAUACAAGCGAAGCCUUCUUCUUCUUCGUCGCCAUCUUACGAGUGUUGAUAGAAGUGUCAAGUUCUAACUCUUGUGUAGCUACAUCCGGAAUGACCUUUCCAUGUGGCGUUGUGCACGACAUAUCAUUCAGAACAAGACAUUUGACAUUACAAUUCACAAACUCAUACAUUACAUUCUACAACAUAUCUACUCUAGAAACAUAGUCGUUGGCCAUCUACAGACAGGCAUGAUUCGCAAUCAUGCCUGUCUG
Molecule: messenger RNA, 294 nt
Organism: Marchantia polymorpha subsp. ruderalis
Lineage: Eukaryota; Viridiplantae; Streptophyta; Marchantiopsida; Marchantiales; Marchantiaceae
Source: the annotation of a GenBank genome assembly